Hevea brasiliensis (rubber tree) is the source of this 1822-nucleotide messenger RNA. RefSeq lists its product as uncharacterized. Gene Ontology annotation, molecular function: ATP hydrolysis activity. The coding region runs from base 112 to 1323 and encodes 403 amino acids. The transcript has 9 exons. Lineage: Eukaryota; Viridiplantae; Streptophyta; Magnoliopsida; Malpighiales; Euphorbiaceae. The record is from RefSeq and is a predicted model, not a curated record.
AAAAAUAAAAAUUCUAAAUUAAUAAAGCCAUAAAUUCCCAAAGGAACUGAGCUUAAUUUCCUAGCUGUGGAUGAGAGGCGAGCGGAGAAUCUGAGACGGAGUAGAGCAGACAUGAACACAGUCAUUGCAAAAGCUAAUUUCUUAUGCAUUAAUCGCUUUUUUGCUUCCGCUUCCAAAACCAAAACAAUUCCAUUAAGCUUCAUCUCCCGUAAAUCCAAAUCCAAAACCCAAAAAAUCUACUCUCUGAAAUCACCACUAUCUCGGUUGAUCCAUGUCUUCUCAUCAUUGGACGGUGCCCAUUGCAUCGUGGAGGAUGAUCUUCAAGCAUUCUUGGAUAUUCUUCCAUCUGAUUUGCGUUACAUUCUUUUAAAUGAUCCCAAGAGAGCUCAGCUUUUAGAGGUUAUAUUGGACUUGGGGCGCUUGCCGGCGGCACGUUAUCUUGGUGAAUUUGGCGGGAAGUAUUUAAGGAGCACUGAGGUAUCAAUGCGGGAAUUAGAGUAUGCACAAAAUGCUAUUGGAGAAUUUGGAGAUGAUAAUAGGGCUGGCAUUGAGGGAACCUUGCACAGGAUAUCUGCAAUCCGAAGUAGGAAGGGGGUGAUAGUUGGUUUGACUUGUCGAGUUGGUAGGGCAGUCGGUGGUCACAUUGACAUGGUUCAUGAUCUGCUUCAUUAUGGGAAGAGCAUAUUGUUUGUUGGAAGGCCUGGGGUUGGCAAGACUACUGUUAUGCGAGAGAUUGCACGUGUUUUGUCUGAUGAAUUUUACAAAAGAGUGGUGAUUGUUGAUACAAGCAAUGAAAUAGGAGGGGAUGGAAAUAUUCCACAUGCAGCAGUAGGAGGUGCAAGGAGAAUGCAGGUUCCAGAACCAUCUCUGCAGCACAAGGUCAUGAUUGAGGCAGUAGAAAAUCACAUGCCUGAAGUUAUCAUUGUUGAUGAGAUAGGCACAGAAGCUGAAGCUCUUGCUUGCCGCUCAAUUGCUGAGAGAGGCAUUAUGCUUAUUGGUACUGCUCAUGGAGAGCGGCUUGAAAAUAUAAUUAAGAAUGCAACUCUUUGUAACCUGAUUGGGGGAGUAGAAACUGUUACCUUAGGAGAUGAGGAAGCCCGAGCUAGGAGGAGUCAGAAAAGCAUUCUUGAAAGAAAAGGUCCUCCAACAUUUUGUUUCCUGAUUGAGAUGAGAGAGAGGCAUUAUUGGGUUACACAUCGGACAGAGAAGAGUGUGGAUAUGUUGCUUCGUGGAGAAAACCCAUUAGUUGAGGUCAGGAAAAGGGAUAAUCAGUUCAGGGUUGUAAUAGAAAGAUGGAAGACGUAUGAUGGAAAUAGCAUUUAGAAUUUUUAUUGCUUUCCAUUUGCAUGAAGCUGAUGCUCUUGAUAUCUCUCUCUUCAAAAUAUUAUUGGCACCUGCCAUUAUGGAUUUCACAUUUAGACGCACUUGCCAUUUUGUAUGUUGUAAAUCCAGGAAGGUAGUGAUUAGAAUCCCUCCCAGAAGACAUAUGGACUCUGAAUCUCGUUUCUUUCUAGUAGCACAUCUGUUUGGUCCUAGAUCUUGCCAUACAACUGAUGUAGCCAUUUUUGAGUGGCUCAGUCCAUGUAUCCUAAAUGCGAGGUGAUGCAGAGCACGAUAGAGAAUAGACCUUAGAACAAGAUAGCAUAGUAGAAGUCUAGAAUAGAACUGAAGAAGAAGAAACUCGAUGUUGAAAUACCUUGGCAUUAUGUACCUAAAGGCAUCUAAGAUAUUUUUUCAGCUGUAAGCUCUUUCUCUACUAGUUUUUAUUUCUUUUAAAAGAAAUAAUUUCAUUUUAUUUAUUAAAAUGAUAAGUGUUUUUCUA